GACAGAUUUCAAAAUCCUGGGGUCUGAACGUAAAAAGACGCAACUCCAGGGGCAUCGCCAGGAUCGCUGCUUCUGCAAAGAAACAGAAGAUUGGCGGAGAGGAGAGAAUCGAGAAAUCAGCAAUCCAAAACCCUUAGGGAGGCUGCGAGGGCGGUGUCGUCGAUCUCCUCGUUCAUCUUCUAAAGCAGAUCGAAGCGUAGAAAGCCAGAGAAAAUGUAUCAUCCUACCAGGGGUGGCGUCCGCGGCGGUCGUGACCAAUUUAGUUGGGAUGAUGUGAAGCUUGAUAAACAUCGAGAGAACUAUCUCGGUCACAGUAUCAAAGCCCCUGUUGGUAGAUGGCAGAAGGGGAAAGAUCUACAUUGGUACAGUAGGGAUAAAAAAUCUUCAGAUAUGGAGGCAAUACAAGAAGAGAUAAAAAGGAUCAAGGAACAGGAGGAGCAGGCCAUGAGGGAGGCUCUUGGCUUAGCUCCAAAGCGUUCUAGUCAGCAUCAAGGGAAUCGACUUGAUAAGCAUGAAUUUUCUGAGCUUGUGAAGCGAGGCUCUACCGCAGAAGAUUUAGGUGAAGGUCAUGCUGAAGCAGCACAUGUACAAGGUCUUGGUUUUUCAAGAGCACCUUGUGGAUGGGAAGAAUCAAGUUCUGUCGAAGGAACCCUGAAGGAUGUCUCUUCUGAGAGGCUGAAGGAGGCUAUGCCCAAUCCACCUGCUAGAAAUAAUAAUGAUGAAGAGAAGUCAGAGGAAGAAAGCAGCCGGAAGAGGCGACGUGAAGAGAGGAAACAUGAGAAGCACGAAAGGCGUGAGAAGCGGCACUCCCGCAAUUCAGAUGACAGGAGGACACGCAAAAAAGAUAAGGGGAGAAGACGACAUGACUCCGACUGAUGACGUCUUCUAUCUUACGAUGCCUAUUCUUUUUGUGUCUUUGUAAUACGCACAAAAUAGCAUUUUCAUGUAAUUUUAUGUGCAAAUUUAAUGCUAUAUUCUUGUUUGGAUAUGUAAUAUGCUGGCACUGUUGCGUGCAAAGGCCCUAAAGGAAAUUAUAAUUGGCAAGUCAUUUUCUCGUCA
Malania oleifera is the source of this 1059-nucleotide messenger RNA. RefSeq lists its product as uncharacterized. The record is from RefSeq and is a predicted model, not a curated record. The coding region runs from base 214 to 876 and encodes 220 amino acids. The transcript is spliced from 4 exons. NCBI's taxonomy places the organism in Eukaryota, Viridiplantae, Streptophyta, Magnoliopsida, Santalales, Ximeniaceae.